Papilio machaon (common yellow swallowtail) is the source of this 1569-nucleotide messenger RNA. Its product is annotated as translation initiation factor IF-2-like. Gene Ontology annotation, molecular function: nucleic acid binding; zinc ion binding. The coding region runs from base 1 to 1569 and encodes 522 amino acids. The transcript is spliced from 3 exons. NCBI's taxonomy places the organism in Eukaryota, Metazoa, Arthropoda, Insecta, Lepidoptera, Papilionidae. The record is from RefSeq and is a predicted model, not a curated record.
AUGUUGGGGGAGGUCAAAAAGAGUGGCAACAUAAAGGGCACAGUGCUGGGGCACAUAAACCGGGCCACGAAGGAGGUGAUCGAGGCGGUGGAGGAGCUCCGCUCGAUCACCCCCCAAGAAGAACAGCGACGGCUCCGCGCGGAAAACGCCAGAUUAGCAAAGGAAGUUGAGAUCAUCCGCGCGGAGCUGAAGGCAUUCAAAGAGGCGUACUCGGAGUCGCAGAGAAAAGUGGCCGCGACUCCGAGGGAGGCUCCUCAGGCCCAGGAGGGAGUGGAGACAAUGCUCAGGGGCGCGCUUGACGAGAUGAGGCGCGAACUCUUGGAAUCCGUAGGCGGAAUGGUGAACGCCCGCCUCGGAGACCUGGAAUCGCGCCUCCCCCCUGAGCCGGUGAGGCACAACCGGCCCCGGCCCCAGCGGCCAAAGCCGGACCGGCCCCAAGGCCAAAGAGGAAAAUCAAAAAAAAAAAAAAAGACCGGACCGGCCGCCCCUCCCCCCCCUCCACCUACUGGCGGAGAGGGAAGCGCAGGGAAGGCUGCAAAGGCCAGAGCCGGAACCGCCAAUCCCGCCCCCCAAACACCCGGGGGCGACGAAACACCAUGGUCCCAAGUGGUCGGCCGGAAGGCCCGGAAUAAAAAGAAGAAGGCUCCGGCCGGGGCCCCGCCCGCUGCACCAGUUCACCCUGGUAGGGUGCAGCGGGUUCCCCCCCCUCCCAAGACUGUAAAGAUCGUGGCCCCCAAAACGGCGGCCAUAACUGUCACCCUCAAACCGGGGGCCACGAUCACAAACGAAGAAGGACAGGUCUCUGAGGCCAAAUACGUUGACGUCUUGGCUAAGGCCAAGGCAGCGAUCUGCCUCAGAGACCUAGGCUUGGAAACGGUAAAGGUCAGAACCAGUAUGACCGGCUCCAAGUUAAUGGAGGUAGGGGGGACCACCCCGGAAGAGACGGCCGACCGCCUGGCUGCCGAAUUGGUCAGAGUUAUCGGCGGCUGGGCGGACAUCGCGCGUCCGUCCAAACUUGCAGACCUUCGGGUCUCUGGUUUGGACGAGACGACGACGCGCGAAGAGGUGGCAGCCAAACUGGCGUCAACCGGGGGCUGCCACCCUGAUAUGGUCAAAGUGGGCCUAAUUAGGCCCAGCUUCUGGGGUGGGGGUUCCACCCUGGUGCGGUGUCCGGCAGCGGCGGCGAAGGCCCUCGCACAGAUAGGGAAGGUGGCCAUUGGAUGGUGCAUGGCCACCGUCACCGCGGUGAGGGCCCGGCCGCUGCGGUGUUUUAAAUGCAUGCAGCUGGGCCACACCCGGGCCCUAUGCCCGUCGGAAGCGGAGGAUGGUCGCCUCUGCUUCCGAUGUGGCCAAGAGGGCCACAAGAGGGCUGCGUGCGAGGCGCCUGUCCACUGCGCCGUGUGCAAAAGGACAGGCUGCCCGCACGCCCACGUCAUGGGGGGGACUAAAUGCACCCCCCCCACCAUAAGGGGGAAGGCCCGCUCCACCGGCCCUCCCCCUGCGCCAAGAGCGCAGCCGCCGUCCGGGCCGCAUCAACCGCCCGAAGAGGAACGUAUGCAGGUGUCAUAA